AUGGCUUCCCCUGAACCACCCUUCAAGGUCAAAGCCUUGUUCGACUACACGUCUCCGCACGCGGACGACCUCAACUUCCCCGCCGAUGUCGUAAUCACCGUGUCGGCUCUCGAAGAUGACGAUUGGUACUUCGGCGAAUACGUGGACAAGGCUACAGGCGACAAGAAGGAGGGAAUAUUCCCCAAGAACUUUGUAGAGCGUAUUGUGGUCGAGGUGCCAGCGAGGCCUACGAGGAGCGGUGCCCGAAAGAAGGUCGAGUCCGAGGUCGAGCCAGAGCUGCCUACGAGCCCUGUCGCGGAGAGGGUAGCUCCACCGCCAAUGUCCCCGCCACCUAUCGAGAAGCCGGAUCCCGUUCCCUUUUCGCCCCCGAUUUCCAAACUCGUCGAGACGAGAUCUCCUCCGCCGCCGCCGCCUGCUGAGUUGCCGAAACAGGUGGAAGCACCCCGAUCGUUAGCGCCGAAAGCUGCCGCGAAACCCCCGCCUCCUCCUGCCCAAGCUGCGGCCGAUAAACCGGGUCCGUCGAAUAAGCCUCCACCUCCGGAUAAGCCGUCGUCGAGCUCUUUUAAGGAUCGCCUUGCUCUGUUCAACAAGGGAGGCGCAGCUCCGGUCACUCCCUACAAUCCGCUUAAACCUCGACAGGAUUUCGUCAAGAAACCGUUCGUCCCACCACCUCCCAGCAAGAAUGCGUAUGUCCCACCACCGAUCUCACAUGUCGCAAAACCCAAGAGAGAUGAGGGGGCGCCGCCGCCACCGCCUGCCCAUGCGGAGCCCUCGGCUAAAGCUUCCGGUGACGUCGAGCGCGAUGAGGAGGAAAACGUACCGAAGCAGAGCUUGAAGGAAAGAAUCGCUUUGCUACAAACCCAGCAGUUGGAUCCCAGCGCUUUGCCAGGCGUGAAGCCAAAGCCACGGCCCAAGCCCAAGAGAGUGACGAGUGAAAAGAGCGAGCAACAGCAGCAGCAGCAGCAGCCGGAAGAGGCCGAAAUCACUUCCCCGCUGUCUGCAACUACCGAGACUGGCAGGAAAUCCCACGAUGAGCCGCGGCCCGAGAAAGUGGUAGACGUAGAAGAGGAAAACGUUCCGCCGCCGCCGCCCAGAGCCCAGAGGAGCAUGGAUAUCAAACGGGAGGAGAUCGCGGAUGAUAGCAGCGUCGGCGAUGCGGAUGUUUCCUCGGCUUCGGUCGGCCCAAGUGAGGCAAGAGUUCGUCGUACAGCCCCUGCGCAUCAAUCGGACUUCGGUGACGAUGAAGGUGCAAACGAUACUCCAGAUGUACCGGAUUCGGAUGACGAGGAGGAGGAAGAGAUCGAUCCUGAGCUUCAGAGGAAGAUAGCGCUUAGGGAAAGAAUGAUGAAGAUGAGUGGUGGCAUGGGAAUGCAUGGGAUGUUUGGUCCGCCCCUAGGAAUCCCGAUGGGCGCACCGGCAAAAAAGAAGAAGAGCACUGGCGGUAAAUCCAUAACUGGCGAGGACGAAGAAGAGAGGUCCCCCGAGGUCCCUCGUGCUCCAGUUCCAGUGCUGCCAUUUGCCAUGCCCAGAGUUCAAUCGCCGCCAGCAGUGGAGCAUGAGCCGGAAGAGGAGGAGGACCAGUCCAGGCAAGCGCCGGCCGGCCACAGAAUUUCAGAGGAUUUACCUGCCGAUGAGCCUGUGGAUCUGGAAGACAUGAAGCCGACGGAGAAGCACCCCCACGGCCCACGGCCAAUGCCUCCGCGGUCUCCGCCGACUGCCCACGACGAUGUACCUGGUUCACCACCACCUCCCCCAACCGAACGUCCUGUUCCUCGCCCCCCAACGGCUCCUGAAGGCCGUCCGGCUCCACCCCCACCGCCGCCAGUACAGACGAAGACACCCUCUGAAGGGUCUGAGUCGGGCGAUGAGAUGUCAACAACCACGACCAGCAAAGGAAGCGUAAAUGCAGAUCAGCCACGAAGUGCGCCUCCUCCUCCGCCGCCGCCGGUCUCGUCUCGCCCUUCGUCUUCGGGCACGGGUAUGAUGUCGCCAUCCUCUCCACCGCCCAGACGUCAGUCACAGUCCUACUUUGGUAACGCGCCGAUGUCACCUGGUGGGAGCACGCCGCUUUCUCCUAACGCUGCCGCAAACAAGCGCGCUAGUUAUCAGAGAGCUGCCGGAUCGAUUCCUCCAGUUCCCGGCGCAUUCCCUACGACACCUGCUGUCACCAGGCCUCCGCCUCCACCUCCUGUACCAGAGCGACAGAGUCACGAUGAGUCGCGGUCUGAUACCGAUGAAGAGGUGACGGAAUACGAGGCAGAUUAUGAUACGGAUAUCGCAAACAAGGUUGCGCAUCGGGAUGCCCUAACCGCUCAGCAUGGAAAGGAACGUCGUGACCCCAGUCAAGACGAUACACCACUGCCCUCGCCAAUCGUCACUCCGGUCCAGGCUCCAACACGCGCGGUCCCGCCACCGCCUCCUAUCCCCUCAAACCCAACUCCGGCGGCACGGUCGAGCAUAGACAUGCCCAGAGCUCCCCCUCCUCCCCCUCCCCCGCAGGCACCCGCAGCCCUUCCGGUGUCAGACGACGACGAUGACAGCGGGGACGAACCGUACGAUCCUUAUAGCUACAACUCGCCAACGUCCGCAUACCAACCACCUAAUGCUCUGCCCCCACCACCUCCUCCCCCAGGACAAUACUCGUCCCCUCCACCUCCCCUGCCACAUGCUGCGCCUCCCCAUCCGCCAUCGACUCCAGGAGAGAGACUUCCAUCACGCGGCGGUUCCAGGCCAUCGAUGGAUGCGUCCCGCGGCGGGUCCGGGCGCACGUCAUUUGACUCCCCACGACCUACGGGCUCUCGUGCUUCAAUGGAUGUGCCGCGUGGUGGCAUGGGCAGCCGGCGCUCUAUGGAUCAAAGUCGGCCACACUCGGACUAUGUCGCGCGCGACAUCGACCUCGGAGAGGGCUCUGUGUGGUGGAUAAAGACGAACGCGCUUCCUCCCACGCUGCAGACUCGCGGCAAGGAUCUGAGAUACGAGAUGGACGAAACACCUCAUGCCGAUUCGGGACGAAUGGUAAUUCAGAAAGAGGUGUAUGUUCUGUUCCACGACUACUCCCAGACGGUAAUCAGUGUCCGCUACGACCGCGAUGACCCUUCAAACGCCACUGUCACGCAACGUCACGAAGCACCGCCGUCUCAGCCCCGCCAGGACCAACUGGAGGAUUUCCAAGCGCAGUAUGGAGCUAAGAUUUUCAAUGGUGUUAAAUCUCGCGAGGGAGCUGUCGUCGGGGACGGAGAUCCAAUGUCGCUUAUCAAAGAGCUAUUCACACUGGUUCCAGAGGCUUUGCUGCCCGUAGGAACCCGGGCUUUCGGCUGUCUUGUCUACGCCAACCUGGCCAAUGCCUCCACGCAGCAAUUCGACGAGAUCAGACCUGGAGACAUCAUCACUUUCCGUAACACACGGUUCCAAGGCCACAAGGGUGGGCUGCACCAGAAGUACUCGGUAGAGGUCGGAAAGCCCGAGCAUGUGGCGGUGGUCAUGGACUGGGAUGGGACAAAGAAGAAGAUUAGAGCAUAUGAGCAGGGCAGGGAGUCGAGGAAGGUGAAAUUGGAGAGUUUCAAGAUUGGGGAUCUCAGGAGUGGCGAGGUUAAGGUGUGGAGGGUCGCGGGCCGUAACUGGGUUGGAUGGGCUCCGCAGGAGUAA
Messenger RNA from Tricharina praecox, 3645 nucleotides. RefSeq lists its product as uncharacterized. The transcript has 3 exons. The record is from RefSeq and is a predicted model, not a curated record. Bases 1 to 3645 code for a protein of 1214 amino acids. Gene Ontology annotation, molecular function: protein binding. Lineage: Eukaryota; Fungi; Ascomycota; Pezizomycetes; Pezizales; Pyronemataceae.